AUGGGGAUAAUUCACGACGGUGGUGGCAAUGCUUCAAGGGAAAUUGAGGUUUUUUUGGUUCGUUCAACGUCAUUCAACGAUGCUAACAUAUAUAACCGAUUAAUAGUCAUUCAAAGAUCUGUUUAUGUUAUCGGUGUUUACCUACGACUACCAACAUUAGGACUGAUGGGUGUAGAAAAGGUGUUAAGAUGUCUAAGUAACAGUGUUUCUCGAUUCAUUCAUCUUGUCACAUUUGGUGUACCCAAGAACUUGCCAUGUCAGAAGGAGUACAAAGAUGUUGCUGGUUCACUGAAGCUUUUUAAACGUAUACUUGAUAACAUUGAUGAUACACACAUACAUUCAGAUGAAAUUUUGCACAAGGAGUUUGAGGAACUUGAUGUAGCUGUAAAUGAGGCUCGAGAGUUCAUUGAGAAUUGGGGUUUUCACUCCAGCAAAAUUUGUGGGGUUGUUCAAAGCCGAGAACUAAUUGUUAAAAUCCAAAGCUAUUCAAUCAAGAUUUGUGAAACUGUAUUCAGGUCUUUGGAAUCAUCAUUACCACCAACAUCUACUACUUUAGCUGAUAUUCAGCAUUGUAUGGAGGAAUUUGAGAGUUUAAAGUUGGAAACUGCAUCUGAAAAGCUAGAGGAGGCUAUGAAGUUCAUAAGAGAAGGAAAGGUUCCACCAUUAGAACAUCUAACAGAAAUCAUAGAGUUGCUUCAUUUGUCAUCAAGCCAAGAACUGCUCAAAGAGAGCAUUGCAGUGGAAAAAGAAAACUUGAAAGCUGACAAGUCAAAUCAAGUCGACCACAUUGUUGACCUUGUCUUUCAUAUAAGAGAAACCAUGGUAAAUCUUGAAAGCUUGAAAGCCAUUAAUGGUGUUUCAGUCCCUUCAUAUUUCAUCUGCCCGUUGUCCCUGCAACUCAUGUUUGAUCCAGUAAUCGUGGCCACAGGACAAACUUAUGAAAGAGAUUCCAUCAAAAAAUGGCUUGAUCAUGGAUUCACAAGAUGUCCAGUAACCCGUCAAACACUUUCACACACCAAUUUGAUCCCAAAUUACACAGUCAAAGCUUUGAUUUCAAAUUGGUGCGAUGAAAACAACGUAAAAGUCAACCGAACCGUUGACCACAAUCAACCGGAAUUGGAAUCAGUUAGCCAUUUGACACAAAAAGAUGAAAAUGGAUUUGAUCAUCGAUCCCCCGUUGAGUCAUGUAGCCACAGCAGGACCGGAUCGACAUCUACCGCUGUUUCCAGUUCCGAUUACCAACACAUUUCCGUUUCCAAUUCCGGAGAAAUCGCUUCCGAUUCCGGUUCCGGGUUCUCACAAUGGCCGUCAGACGGCGGAAACCGAAACUACCCACGAACGGUCUCCCUUCCGCUUGAUUCUUCACCAAAUGAUAUAACAACAUCUUCACUUAUCGAACAACUUGUAAACGACCUUAAAUCCAAUUCCAAUUCCGCCCAAACGAAAGCCGCAGCGGAAUUACGAUUCCUUGCUAAAAACAACAUGGAAAACCGAACCAUGAUCGGACAAUCCGGAGCCAUCCAGCCGCUCUUGCAACUGUUACGAUCCAACAUAAAAAUAACUCAAGAACAUGCGGUGACUGCUCUUUUAAAUUUGUCAAUCAACGGAAACAUAAAGUCAAUGAUAGCGGAAUCAGGUGCAAUCGACCCGUUAAUUCACGUUUUGGAAACCGGAAACCCAUGUGCAAAAGAGAACGCGGCUGCAGCCUUGUUCAGCCUCUCGUUGUUGGAAGAAUACCGGGUCAAAAUCGGUCAAUCGGGUGCGGUCAAACCGUUGGUUGACCUUUUAAGAUCGGGGACACUAAGAGGGAAGAAAGAUGCAGCGACUGCUUUGUUUAAUUUAUCGAUAUUUCACGAGAAUAAAGCGCGGAUUAUUCAGGCGGGAGCGGUGAAGCAUCUUGUGGAGUUGAUGGAACCGGAAUCGGAAAUGGUUGAUAAAUCGGUUGCUUUGCUUUCGAAUCUGUCGAGUGUUCCGGAAGGGUGUUUGGCGAUUGCAAAGGAAGGUGGGAUUCCGUUGUUGGUUGAGUUGCAUUGUCCCAGUCCGGGACAUCAAGAGCCAAGGAGAAGGCACAACAACUUCUGAGUCACUUUCGCAGCCAACGUGAAAAUGCUUCUGGAAGAGGGAAAUCUUGAGAAACAAAAGAGAUGUGUUUGUUUCCACAUCAAGUUAUCUGAAAAGUUUGAAGAUUUUGAAUAUCAAUGGUGGUUGAUGGGGACAUGAAAGUGAAGGGUUAGAUCAGUUUCAGGCUUCUUGUUGGUGGUUAAAAGAGUGAUUUCUUUUCAUUAUAUUUUUUUUUUGUUUUGUGGAUUCUUGUAUUGUUAUCACAUAGUAUGUAAAGAGAAUGAAGGAAGGAAAAAAAAAACCCACGAAUCUAUGAUUUUAAUCAAACGGUUCGGGUUCAUGCCUCAUGGAGAGCAACAUUUUUUUUUUUUUUUGCUUAUAUUUAUGA
Messenger RNA from Lactuca saligna, 2449 nucleotides. NCBI's taxonomy places the organism in Eukaryota, Viridiplantae, Streptophyta, Magnoliopsida, Asterales, Asteraceae. The record is from the annotation of a GenBank genome assembly.